Aspergillus calidoustus is the source of this 384-nucleotide messenger RNA. NCBI's taxonomy places the organism in Eukaryota, Fungi, Ascomycota, Eurotiomycetes, Eurotiales, Aspergillaceae. The record is from the annotation of a GenBank genome assembly.
AUGAAUACUCGCGGGCUGUAUCGCAAUAGCAAAGCUGCUCCGACGCCAACCAACGAAUAUAUCCACUGGACGGUCCGGAAGUUGUACGACAAACAUCCCUGGCAUUGUCAGGCCCUGAAGGAUUAUCCGAUGAGUUUCGACAAUUUCGGCAGAGCGUCAUGGAAUCUCCGCUCAAAGGGUGCUGAGACUGCCAUCCGGCUGCCCGAGGAAUCGCCCUGCAAGCUGGAGCAGGAUUUAUUGCUCUCAUGGAUGAAAGAAGAGAUGGGAGUAGAGAAGCGAAACAAAGGGGAGAAUGCAAGCCGUUCAUCUACUACGGACGCAGAGACGUGGCCUCUCUUUGAUAUUCUAGAGCCGUACCUGAAAAGUCUGCAACAACCUUUAUAA